Dalotia coriaria is the source of this 849-nucleotide messenger RNA. RefSeq names its product YEATS domain-containing protein 4. Lineage: Eukaryota; Metazoa; Arthropoda; Insecta; Coleoptera; Staphylinidae. The record is from RefSeq and is a predicted model, not a curated record. Gene Ontology annotation, biological process: regulation of DNA-templated transcription.
ACACUAUAACCUCACAAAAAUCAUAACAAAAACAAAACACGAUUCUACCGGUGUUUACACAAAAUAUCAACUUAUAAAAUCCAAAAAACAUGAGUUUACCAACAGAUUUUGGUCCGGACUCAGGCGGUCGCACAAAGGGCAUUUGCAUUGUGAAACCAAUCGUUUACGGCAAUGUCGCGCGAUAUUUCGGCAAGAAACGCGAAGAAGACGGCCACACACAUCAAUGGACCGUCUACGUAAAACCAUUCAACAACGAAGAUAUGUCUGCAUAUGUUAAAAUACAUUUUAAACUACAUGAAAGUUAUGCAAACCAAAACAGAAUUGUAGUCAAACCACCAUAUGAAAUCAGUGAAACUGGCUGGGGAGAGUUUGAAAUUGUCAUCAAAAUACAUUUUAUCGAUCCAAACGAACGCCCAGUCACUAUGUAUCACAUAUUAAAGUUAUUUCAUGCUUCUGGCAACUCUAUAGAAGUAGCAAUGGAACAAAGCAAGACUCUGGUGACUGAAAGUUAUGAUGAGAUUGUUUUUCAAGAUCCCACUCAACUAAUGCAGCAUUAUUUGACAAACACCAAACAGUUGACAAAUAGUGAAUGGGAACAUGAAACAGAUUUUGAAGAAAAGAAGAAAAAUACCGCAAAAGUCAUCGCAGAUCUCCGAAUGAAAGUCCGCGCUGAAAUCGUCACACUACGCAACAAAGUAACACUCGCCCGUGAAACAAUCAACCAGUUUAAAGAAGAAAUAGCAAAAGCGCAAACUAAUUAAUCUCCAAUUCAAUUCACUCUUCCAAACGUAAUAAACCAUAACUGUAAGCUUUUUAUAUCUGAAUAUAUAUGUAACUAAACUAGGAGAA